Molecule: messenger RNA, 2485 nt
Organism: Myzus persicae (green peach aphid)
Lineage: Eukaryota; Metazoa; Arthropoda; Insecta; Hemiptera; Aphididae
Product: ABC transporter G family member 23-like
Exons: 14
Coding region: 185-2251 (688 amino acids)
Cellular component (GO): membrane
Molecular function (GO): ATP hydrolysis activity; ABC-type transporter activity; ATP binding
Source: RefSeq, a predicted model, not a curated record
UAUCGAGGCUGAUGGUCGAUGGCCACAAACUAGUAGGUAUAACCCCGUGUGACUGUGACAUCAACAAUGUUAACGAGACCUCGUAUGUUAUAGUCUGGUACUGAUCGUUCAGUACCAGGUCGGAUCUUCUAGUACACACAUGAUUGGAUUUUCAAAAGGAUUAUCGUACCUAUAACUUAUCAAGAUGUGUAGGGACGCUAUCCAACCACAGCCACCACAGCCGCCACCGCUCGCUUCGGUCGAAGUACGAAGUGCGUUUAAAAGCUAUAAUUCGUCGGCUAUGGUGCUGAGAGGAGUAUCCCUGACCGUCCGUAGAAAUACAAUUUAUGGUCUAUUAGGACCCAGUGGUUGUGGCAAAACAACCCUUUUAAAUUGUAUAGUCGGUCGAACGAAAUUGGAUAACGGUGUCAUCAAUUUAGAAUCAAAUGUAAUUGAUGAUAUUGGUUACAUGCCGCAGGAUUUAUGUCUAGAUCCUUUACUUAGCGUCGAAGAAAUUUUUUUCUACUUUGGAACAAUUUUUGGUCGUUCUCGAAAUGAAAUUAUAAGUCGUUACAAAUAUUUCAAUGCUUUAUUUGACUUGCCUAAACGAAAAAUGUUAAUAAACAAUUUAAGUGGAGGUCAACAACGGAGAGUUUCCCUCGCAGUGGCUCUUCUCCAUAAUCCAACUCUUUUAAUAUUAGACGAGCCUACUGUUGGUUUGGAUCCAAUACUGAGCGAAAAAAUCUGGUUACAUUUAUCUGACUUGUCUUCUGAAGGCAAGACAAUUAUUAUUACUACGCAUUAUAUCGAGGAAGCUAGAAGAGCGCACACAGUUGGUAUGAUGAGAAGCGGAAUAAUAUUAUCAGAAGAUGCUCCGGAAAAUUUACUUAAGUGUUACGGAUGCUCAACUUUAGAAGACGUGUUCCUCAAGUUGUGUGUGAUUGAUACGUCAAAAGUCAUACAAAAGUCUUCAUUGCCUAUUGAUGGUGAUGUACAAAAAAAACUGUUACCUUUAGACAAUAACAGAAAAUUCGAAACGAGACGAUUUCGGGCCCAGAUGUUGAAAAAUCGAUUUUUACUGUGGAGAAAUAAACAAAUGACUUACCUGAUGCUGGGCCUGCCAAUCAUUAUAACUUUAUUUUUCAACAUGGCGAUUGGACGUGAUCCCAAGAAUAUUAGAAUUGGAAUUAUAAAUGAAGAAAUAAAUUUAAGAGACUGUGCAAAUUUUACUUAUAAAAACAAUAAUAAUUGUUUCUUGAACGAAAAAAUUUAUGGGAGUUGUCAAAUGAUUUAUCAACUUCAUAAAAGAACUUACAAAAUUAAAGACUAUUAUAAUAUUGAAGAUGCAAAAGCGUCUGUAAAAAAAAAUGAAAUUUGGGCUUUGUUACGGUUCAAUUUUAACUAUACGGAAUCGUUGAAAGAAAGAGUCAACUCGGGUCAAAACAGUUUGGAAGAUGUAGUUGAUAAUAGCUUCUUGGAGUUUUGGGUCGACGAUUCAGAUAGAUAUAUGUCGAUUUUAAUUGAAAGAGACGUGACAUUGAGUUUAGCGGAUGCUUUUAAAAAUCUAGUCGGUUCUUGCAAAGAUUCAUUGGAUAAAGUUUUUAAUUAUCCAAUUAAGAUACAUGAUGCUCUGUAUGGUUCAAAUUCAGGGUCUUUUGCUCAUUUUGUUGCACCAGGAACAGUAUGCAUAUGUAUGUUUUUCUUGCCAUUGAUCUUUACAACUUUUGUUAUGCUUGAUGAGCAAAAUGAUGGAAUACUGGACCGGGUAUUAACUUCUGGUAUGACAUACAUUGAAAUUGCAUUAGCUCAUUCAAUCAUUCAAAUUACAUACAUAUGUAUCCAAGCUAUUGAAAUUUUAAUAAUUAUGUACGUCUUUUACGACAAUCCAUACAUUGGAUCGAUUACGAUUGGAUUUAGUCUUCUCAUAGUCAUUGGAAUAACAGGAAUGAUAUACGGUUUUGUAUUGGCUUUGUCAAAUGACAGUCAUUUUGCAGCUGGAUUUGCUGGAGUUGGCACAAAUUUUUUGUUGAUGUGUGCUUGUGGUUUUAUUUGGCCUACUCAAGGAGCUCGUCAUUUUGUUAAAUACACCAACAAAUUCGUCCCAAUUACAUUGGCUAUUGAAGCAUUACGAGGUAUAACCAUGCGUGGUUGGUCUAUUGAUCACACGGCAGUUUAUAUGGGAUUUGUUUCGAUGUUAAUUUGGGCUUUGAUAUUCUACGCAAUAUCUUAUAUGUUAUACAAAUCAAAGAAAGGCACAUGGAAGAAAGUGUAGAUAUGAGAUCUGCAGGAUCUCAGUAUAAAAAUAAUUCAAUGUGUCAAGUACAAAAGACUGCCAGAAUGCUUUGUGGCAAUCAAAUAUAUUAAGCUUUUUCUAUAAUGUUAAAAAUCUAUAAUAAAUUGUAAAUAAAUAUAUUUAAGUAGGAUAAAUGUAAUUUAUUACAUAGGCUUCUAAAAUAUUAUGUAAAAAUAAAAUAUAAAUAAAUGAAAAUGUAACGUUUUCAUAGUG